AUGCGAUGGGCACUCGUGCGGCCAUAUCUACCACCCGUCAACUUCAUCACAGUGCACUAUGCCUACUUCAUCGUCACAGCUAUCAUCGGGGCCCUCAUCUUUUGGGGCUCCUCGUCUCCUCAAUAUCCCGUCGGCUGGUGGGAUAGCCUAUUCAUGGUCAUGUCCGCGUUGACGGCCUCGGGCCUCAACACGGUCAACGUCAGCCAGCUCACAACUUUCCAGCAGGUCCAGCUGUGCGUCUUCAUGAUCAUGGGUAGCCAGGUCAUCAUUUCAUAUUUUACCAUUACAUUUCGAAAACGCAUUUUUGAGAAGCGAUUUAAGGAUCUUGUGGAGAUGGAGCGUGCAAAGAGGAAAGCUACCACCUCAAAGACGGGUGCUGUUGUUGGCAUGACGGGCGCCAUGAUCGGGCUGCAGGUCAUGUCGUCGUUUGGCAAAACCCACGGCGCAAAGCAAGAGCCGAGCAGUAGAUCGUGGUCUUCCAAGCACAAUAAUGAACCCAAUGUCCAAGUUGCAAGAACCGGACUUCCCCCCGAGGAACAGGCAACUUUAUAUUCCCAGGCACAGGCCAAUUCUGCAACGGGGGUUCUGGGAGGAGUCGAGCGAGAUCCGCCGCAACAUCAACACGUCGGAUUUCUUGAACCGAUUCGCGAGAACAGGCCCCAGUCCGCGACGACUGGACAUUCCAUCUACCAGACACACUCUCAUCAGAGCGAAAAAACUGCACGACGAAGGCCACAUACAGUCGAAUCACGAACAUCUGACACUGGCUUCAAUGUCCAGACAUUCGUUAAGGAGCAAAAGGGCAACAUUGGACGCAACGGGCAAUUCUUCAACUUGUCCGAGGACCAGCGGGAGUACCUCGGUGGUGUGGAGUACCGGUCUCUGAAAUUCCUCUCGGCAUUUGUCAUUGUUUAUUUCGUUCUGUGGCAGCUCUUCGGCGCCAUUGCCCUCGGCGCCUGGAUGUCCGUUCACGCCGUCGACGAGUCAGCCGUCAAUGCCCAGAAUCCUUGGUGGGCGGGCAUCUUCCUCGCUAUCUCGGCCUACAACAAUGCUGGCUUCACUCUGCUCGAUGCAGGUUUUAUACCCUUCCAGAGUUCCUACUUUCUACUCACCAUCGUCACGAUCCUCUCGCUCGCCGGCCCUGCCGCGUUUCCCGUUUUCAUGCGCCUGUUGAUCUGGACUAUGUCGAAGGUGUUUCAUCUCUUUUCGCGGAACAAGGAGGACUACACAGUCUGGAAAGAGGGCUUUGACUUCAUCCUCAGAUUCCCGCGUCGCGUCUAUACAAGCUUGUUCCCCUCGCGGGACACGUGGAUGUUCGUUGCUACGUUUGGGGGCUUUGUGCUGGCCGAUUGGAUCCUGAUCCUCGUUCUCACCACUGGCAAUCCAACCAUGGAUGCCAUCCCGGUGGGACAGCGUAUCUUCGACGCUCUGUUCGAAGGAUUCUCAAUUCCAUCUGGAGGCUACGCCAUCGUCGCCCCCUCAGCCAUGUACUUUGACGUACACGUGCUCUGGCUGAUCAUCUUCUACACGGCGGCAUACCCGCACAUCAUAACCAUGCGCAAGACAAACGUCUACGAAGAGCGUUCCCUGGGCAUCUACGAAGGAGAUCAGACCGAGAUUGAGCAGCUCCACUCGGAGACAAGCAGCCUCUUUGACGUCGAUGCUGAUGCCGGACACAACGACCCUCUCGCGGCGGGCCUUCCGUCCGCUUUCGAAGCCAACGGCAACGUCAAUCGGAGAAGAAACUGGGACGCAGCCUCACAGAGGCCAUCCGCGAGAUCCGUCAAGCGUCUCUAUACCGUCGGCCGUCAAGGCACGGCAUUCGUGGGCCGACAGCUGCAGCGCCGCAUGACCGCCUUUCAAGGCGUCGGCGUCGCCCACGCAGCGGUAUCUAACGUGCCUGGUGUCUCCGGCGCUGGUUUCCAAAAGCCCCUCCGUCGCGCCGCCACCAUGGACUUUGCACGAUCUCCGUCAGUGCACUCCCUGCACAAUCACACACCAACCGGGCCACCGAGCCUGGUAUCUCAGCAAAUGCGUGGACAGCUCAGCCACGAUGUGUGGUGGGUUGCCCUAGCUCUGUUCCUUGUCACGCUCAUCGAAACGCGACACUCCCUCGAGGAUCCCGUAACAUUUAGCGUGUUCGGUAUCCUCUUCGAGAUUGUCUCGGGUUACACGAAUAUCGGCAUCAGCAUUGGUCUGCCGGACCAAAGUUACAGUCUUACUGGGGGUAUGUAUACAGGCAGUAAAAUCAUCAUGACCCUCGUCAUGUUGAGAGGAAGGCAUAGGGGGUUGCCAGUUGCUCUCGAUCGCGCUGUCAAAUUGCCCGGAAAGCGAUUAGCAGAGCUCGAAGAUGAGGAUGCUGAAAUUAGGAGCAUAUCAGCUUCAUCCCGAUAG
Truncatella angustata is the source of this 2394-nucleotide messenger RNA. RefSeq names its product cation transport protein-domain-containing protein. Gene Ontology annotation, molecular function: high-affinity potassium ion transmembrane transporter activity. The transcript is spliced from 2 exons. Gene Ontology annotation, cellular component: plasma membrane. Gene Ontology annotation, biological process: potassium ion import across plasma membrane; intracellular potassium ion homeostasis. The record is from RefSeq and is a predicted model, not a curated record. The coding region runs from base 1 to 2394 and encodes 797 amino acids. NCBI's taxonomy places the organism in Eukaryota, Fungi, Ascomycota, Sordariomycetes, Amphisphaeriales, Sporocadaceae.